GAGAGAGACACAAAUUGCCGCUAACUGCCAAGUAAAACAUUCUGACUAAAUCAAAUGACACGAAUUUACUUUAAAUUUACUGUAACAUUUUGACGAAUCCUCAAAGUGAAAACUCUAAAUCCAGCAACCCGAAAAGGACGUAGUCGGGUUUUUAAAGGAUUUAGUGACAUCUUGUGUGCGAAGAGGAAGGUGCACUCUUUGGGAGGAAGAACGUGGACAAACCAAUUUGCAGCAGCAGCGUAGAAGUUUCAGAAAUGGCUGCUCAAGAGGAAUUUUUUGCGGACAUUCAGAAGAUCCCAUAUGUCCCCACUGCUGGGCCAGGAGAUGUCAUGUGCUUCAAACACUACAAUGCAGAGGAGGUAUUGAUGGGGAGGAAGAUGGAGGACUGGCUGAGGUUCUCAGUCUGCUACUGGCACUCCUUCUGUGGAACUGGUACUGUAACAACUGACCCAACACUCACAUUAAUCAUCAUCUAUCAAACAGUCUGUCAAGGUGUGGUAUUCACUAAUACAGUAUGAGGGUCAGGUAUAC
Molecule: messenger RNA, 531 nt
Organism: Monopterus albus (swamp eel)
Lineage: Eukaryota; Metazoa; Chordata; Actinopteri; Synbranchiformes; Synbranchidae
Product: xylose isomerase-like
Exons: 3
Coding region: 255-518 (87 amino acids)
Biological process (GO): carbohydrate metabolic process
Molecular function (GO): xylose isomerase activity
Source: RefSeq, a predicted model, not a curated record